Bombus impatiens (common eastern bumble bee) is the source of this 2465-nucleotide messenger RNA. Its product is annotated as zinc finger CCCH domain-containing protein 11A. The coding region runs from base 186 to 1589 and encodes 467 amino acids. The transcript has 6 exons. NCBI's taxonomy places the organism in Eukaryota, Metazoa, Arthropoda, Insecta, Hymenoptera, Apidae. Gene Ontology annotation, molecular function: metal ion binding. The record is from RefSeq and is a predicted model, not a curated record.
CGGUAGCGAAUAGCGUCACUAACGAAAGGGGCGACAAGUGCCACGGUCGAACUAUUUACUUGAAUCUGUGUGCGAGUUGAUUUAGUGUGUGGGUCAAAGCGAAGGGGCAAAAAAGAAGUCAUCCUAGGAAUCACUGCCAUCACACUAAAGAACACGAUCACUCAUCUUUCUAUCGGUUCUUGCAAAUGGAGCACAGUCAUAAGAAUACCGACUGUUAUUUUUUCUAUUACUCAACAUGCACAAAGGGUGAUAACUGUCCAUUUAGACAUGAACCAUCUGCCUUGGGUUGUGAAACAAUGUGCGUAUAUUGGAAGCAGGGCAAAUGCUUUGAUGAACAUUGUAACUUUAGGCAUAUGGAAUUAAGAAAAAAUCGCAAAUCAAUCCCGUGUUAUUGGGAAACACAACCUGGCGGUUGUAGAAAACCACACUGUUCUUUUAUGCAUAAAAACGCUCGUACAAUUACUAAUGAUCCUAUUAAUCCAGUAAAAAAUUUUGAUUUAACAUCAAAAACAAUGAAUCAAGAAUGGUCAAAUCGUCAAGAUGACACAAAAUAUGAUGGUAGUAGUACUGAGUCAGAUCAAGGUAGAGGAAGCAGUGAAGCAGGCAGUUUUAUUGGUAGUCCAGCUGUUGAUCCUCUUAUCGUCAAAUUUGAAGAAGAAUCGGACAAUGAAAGUGUACCGUCUCCGGUAAAGCCGCAGCUGAGGGUACCAUACUGCAAGACAUACGAGGAGAUUCGUCUGGAGGAGAUUCAAGCCGAAAGCGCCGCCUACUAUUCCUAUCAGACUGAAGACUAUCAGAGUGAUGUUGGUGGCGGGAAGAUCAAGACUCGUAGGACCAAAAAAAUCUGUCGGUAUCUGUCAAUGAACAACGAUUCGAGCGACAAAAAAGGAUUGGACUUCAAGGUUCUUUCGCUGGAUGAAAUUCGUCGUCGAAAAUACAAAGGUUUUGAAGAAAAUAAAAUCAGAAGCAUAGAAUCGAUGGAUUCAAUCAAUACAAAGGAAUCGACAGGAUUUCUGAAAGACGCCGUAGAAACAGAAGCUGAAUUUAAAGAAGCAAUUUCUGUUAGAGGAGUGAAGAGACGUUUGGAAAAUGUAGAAGAGGACACUUCUAAGCGCAAAGUGAAGUGUAAUAAUGAUCGUAGCGUCAUCUCGAGCAGUGUGCCGCCUGUGAAGCUCAGAAGAUCUCCAAAGAGGUUGAGUUUGCUGCACAGUGAGGAACGAGAUGAAAAAAUUGGCCAGGAGGAGCAAAUCGAAGAAAAGAAAGAAGGAUCUGGUAGAAAUAGUCCCGAAUCAAGUUCUAUGGAAAGAUUGAACGAAUCACAGUCGAUGAGUUCGAAUAGUAGACCUAGGAAGAAUGAAGUUGAGGUUAGAUUAUGUGAUAGCAGCACGAAUGAGGAUCAGGUGCAAUUAGAAAUAAGUGAACCGAAGAAAUCGGUUGAUACGUACACUGUAGUGGAUUCUAAAGAAGCAGACAGUUUGUUGAAUGUAAAUGAAGAGGAUUAUUUGACAUUGGACAUGGCGUCGGAUGAUAUUUUGAAGGACAUCGACGCGUUGCUCAAAGAUAAAACCUCGAUUUGGAGGAGAAGCUAAGGAACGUGUACUUAUGUGAAAAAUCGACUGGAAUAACAUUUGCUCAUUUUCUAUGGUUUGUUUCUCUUUCUAUCAAUAAUCGAUGAGUGGAGAAAUAAAAUUUUUCGGUCGACUUACUUCCCACAUUUUCGAGCUGACUGAGGGAUUCUGUCUGGUUUUUUUACCACAAAUGAGAUAAGUGAGACUGUCCAUAGAUAGAAUUUUGUCGUAGGUUGAUUCUUCAAUAGACAAAGAAGAUUUUUAGAUAAUUAUCCUACUAAUUAUCGUUGUGAAGACUAGUAAAAGUUGAGGAGAAUCGUAUCGUCGAAUUCGAUUGUUUCGUGGAGGCCUGUAUUCUAUUUAAGCGAUAUGGGCGUGAUUUGUUUCUGAAGGAAUGAAUGAAGAAUUUUAGAUUCUUGCGUGGCUAUAGAUCAAUAUCUAAUAUUUUUGUUCUGACUUAGCAGAAUAUACAGGGUAUCCCUGUAAUCAAGGUAUGAUUACAUAAGACUCUACGUGAUAAAGCAAAUUGAAAAUAUAGAAUAACAUUUGCCAAACUUGUCAAAUAUACUUAAACUUUGCUAAUUCCAGGCUACACAAGAGUAGAUAAUCGAUAUAAGGUUAUUCUACGUGCAGCAAUAAUUACAAACUGUAGAAUACAAUUUUUUCAUAGGAUCAAUUUCCGUUUCCGAUAAUAUUAAAUUCGACAAUUUGUUAAAUGCACGUAUUACAUCAAAUCAAUUUUUAAUUAAAUACGUUCGAAGCCUAUUUUCUUGAAAACGAGACUUUAAACGGAAGAAUUGUAUUCCACAUUUUUGUCUAAUUUUCGCACGUGGAAUAAUUUCCUGCUGAUUGUUCACUCGCAUACGAAUAAGUAAUUAUUCAAGUUCACGUGUUGUA